AAGCUACACUCCGACACCACAGAAGAAGAACUACAGGAAUAGGCGUUGCGUUGUGCUGCAAGUUGAAAACAGAAAUGGCGGGGCGAAUAUCGUUAAUUAGCACGGUAGACAUGAAAAUAUCAUGUGGGUCAGUUGACUGUGCUGUAAAAGGUGUGACUGGAGGGUCUCAGCACGCACCAUAAUGACGCCAAGAGGAGGAACGUGGUUGGCCGAGUUAUGCUAAGCUAACUUCACAGUUUAUGUAUGCGGGUAGUUCAUUGUUAUGUUAGCGACCCUCACAGUGCCUCUUUUUACAUGUGCUAAACAAAGGUCUUUAGGAACCGUAAAGUUGAAAGUACACUUGGGAAUAAGACAUCCAGAGAAACCGUAGACUAUGUCAUGCAAUGGUAAAGUCAUACCUCACACCCCUCUGGCUGUAGACUUCUGGCAGGUACGGAAAUGUCCAGGUACGCGGUUAUUUUUCCUCUCCCACAUGCACAGCGACCACACGGUUGGUCUGACCUCAACCUGGAGCGACCGGCCCAUCUACUGCUCUCCAACUACUGCCAUCCUGCUAAAACUCAAACUGCAGGUGAGGGGAUCACGCGAGUGUCCUGAGCGCGGGCACACCUGUGGGGAUGGGUCUGCCAUAACAUCAACAGAUGGCUGUUUCCCUUGCAAGCUCCUGGGAUGUUAAAUGAUGAAGAAAGAACAAUUUUUGAACCAUGUUGCUACUGUGAUGGUGGCGAGCGCUCAAUUGUCUGUUUUUGAGGUUAACAUGUAAUUUGUUUCAUUGAACAUUGGUGCAAUCAGGGCUUAAGCGUUAACUUACAUCAGCAGGCAACACUUUCAUUUUUUUUUUAAUUUUAUUAUCCUCAGUUCCUUUUUUUCCUUUCUGUGCAGGUGAAAGAACAGUGGAUCCAUCCUUUAGAGCUGGGGCAGCCUCACCUGCUGCCCCUUGAUGACAUCAACAAGGAGAGGCUGACAGUCACUCUGAUCGAUGCCAACCACUGUCCAGGAGCUGUCAUGUUUCUCUUCGAGGGCUACUUUGGCUCCAUACUGUACACUGGUCAGUUUCUGAAUACUAGGGUUGGGUAUCGUUUGAUUUUAAAUCGUUUGAUUUUAAAUGAUUCCAGUUUCGAUUCUGAUUCCUGGUUUCGAAUAUGACAUCAUGACAACAUGUCAAAUUUUCGUUUUGUUUUUAUGUGUCUCAAAAAUGCGCAUAUAGAGGUGUACUUGGCUGUAAACUGUACAUUAAGAUGUCAAGUUAGAGAACAUUAUAUUUUCGGGACAGUAAAUAUUCCGAAUCAGAGGGCUAUUGUUUUCGGCUUAUCUGAUCGAAAUCAUAAAAGGCACACGCUUUAGAAUACGUCCAACGGUAAGGAAAACAUGGAUUAUUUCGCCUUGUUAUGUACUUUCAACCACGCUGCCAUCAGGGGGGUAUUCUAUGGCACAACACCGGCGAAGUGUGUCAAAGACGGGGCACUCAGGUAUUUCUCCUCCAUGAAUCCUGAGGUGUUUAAUCAUGUUGGUCGUUUACCCUCCUUUGCAUGAUAUAACUGUGUUGUUAAUGUUGCACUGAGAUAAGAGUUCAUUCUUCCUGCUAAAGUUACACAAACUUUUGACCGCCGCCGCUGUGGGUAGCUAUUCCCCCUUCCCCCUUUCUGUCUCUCUUCUUUCUCUGUGUGGCUUCAUCUCAUACGCUUCGUCCUCGUUGGUGUUCGGCGGCUAUUUCUUCCGGACGAUUCAGAGGAAAUCGAAAUGUCAGUCCCGGUCCCCAUCGAUGCUCAGGGCUCGAUACCCAACCCUACUGAAUACACAGACUGGAGUAUUGGAGAAUGAGAAUAUAUCUGAAGCUAUGGUUUGGUUUAUUACUUUAGUGCUUCACCUAUACUUAAGCAUUUACACUUCUUUUUUUUUUUAAUUUCAGGUGACUUCAGAUACUCUCCCUCCAUGCUGCGUGAGGACUGCUUGAGGAACAAUACUACUAUAGAUGUCCUUUACCUGGACAACACCAACUGUGACCCCAACCGCACUAUCCCCACCAGACACCGAGCCACUCAACAGAUCAAAGAGAUUAUCCGUAGCCAUCCUAACCACAAUGUUGUCAUCGGUAAGAUUUAGGAAAUUACCUCAUCUUAGCAGGGUGCAAGUGACUUGUAAGAAAAGAAGUCCUAUCAAAAAGUGGCAGCCUCAUCUGAUUUGAAAUUAUUUGUUUAUAUUUGCCAUAUUUGUUAUUAAGUCUGAGGAUAUUUCUCUGUCACUCCUGAAGUCUAACUGAAUGUGUCUGGUUUGAGGUCUUUGGCUGGUUUGUGGUGUUAAAACAUAGCAAGCAUUCAGAAGAUAGCAUCACUCUUUAAAAGCUAAAGUUGACUGAUGCUCCCUGCAGAGACAGCUAAUACACAGACCCUCAUGCUCUUUUGCAUUCCAUUUGCAGGCUUGUAUGGGCUGGGGAAGGAGUCCCUUCUUCUGGACCUGGCCAUGGAGUUCAAAACAUGGAUCGAAGUGAGCUUUGAGAGGAUGGAGAUCCUGAAAGCUCUUGAGCUACCUAAUGUCUUUACAAAUGAAAGAGGAGCUGGCCGUAUCCAAGCAGUGGAUCAGUCAACAAUUGAUGGUGCAGCUUUACAAAAGUGGAACAAAGAACAACCUACUUUAGCCAUCAUACCCACCAGCAGACCCAUUUUCUUCGUUCAGCCAAAUAUCCAUGUGGUGCCCUACUCCGACCACUCUUCUUACCAGGAACUUGAGGACUUUGUCUGUGCACUCAAACCUACCUCCAUUGUACCCAUUGUAGGAAACUAUGUCCCUGAAAGCAUCUCAGCCUUACUGCCCAUCAAGAAGCGCCAUGAAAUCCUGGUGCCUGAGUCAGUCCUACAGUAUAUGUUGAGACAGCCAGAGAGCUCGCUCAGUUUGUCAGCACAUACCAGCCUUCAUCGCAGACAUUGCAGACCUUCUGUUCCCAAAGGUGUGAUAUUUGAGUCUCCUGAAAGGGGAUCAAUUAAGUCCUAUGAAGAAGCCUGGGAGGCAGAGAGCCCUGAGCGGGAUGUCUUUGACGAGGAGAUGGACACAGAAAGCAGUGGGAAGGAAUCCUACCGUAUCCUUUCAGACCAGAACAAGGAACUCUCUCCAAACACACACUUAAGAGGGACAGGAGACGUCUGGAGCAUUCAGAGUAUGUCUGAAGAGCUGAUACUAGCAGAGACAGAGCCUCUCAGUAAGUCCACCAUUCUGACUUUGGCUUCACUGGAGUUCCCGAAAAACACAAAGGCCUUCCUGAAGCCUGUGAGGACUGCUGGAAAGCCUUUUAUAACUAAUACUACAACAAACAGCACACAGUCAAACUACAGCUGCCUGCCGAAAAGACAUGAAACCACUGUAGAUUACCACAGUUUGUCAGACAGUGACAGCCUGAGUCUGCUCAGUGGACAAGGAACCAGUCAGGAUGAGGACAGUAUGUCAACUAACACAAGUCAACACGGUGGACUUGGAAACAAUCAAAACAACACUGUGACACCAUACCCAGAAAGCCCAGAUAGCAGUUCAUGCAUGUCAUUAAUGUUUUCAGUGGAUGAGCAUCAGGAGUACAUGGAGGAGCUUGAAAACAGUAUUUUAAAGGAUCUCCUCUUCUCAGUGGAGGACUUUAAGGCAUGUGGCCUCCUGCAGAAGAGUUUUGUGAAGCAGUUUCCCCUGUGUCCUUUGAAUAAGAACGAUGUGGACAAUGUCCCAAACACAUAAUGUGACCUGAGGUUCAACCUUUUACCGUUGAUUGGAGGCCUUUUUUGUCUUUGUGUGUAGAGAUAAGCACUUUAAUGUUUAAAUUGUAUAAUAUUCUCUCAUCAGCACCUUCCUGGUUUACAUAUUUUCUAUGUGGUGCCUCUGUGCUGUGCGGAUAGCUUAUCAUGGCAGCCUUAGCCUCUUUGGUGUCUUUGAAAGAAGGUUUUCUGCAGUCAAAAACCUAUCGAUUUUGUCAGUAUCAUUGAUGAAAGAUAACACAGCAUAAAUGGGGCUGAGGAGCGAGUUAUGUUAUUUCUAUAUUCAUGUCUGCAAAGAAACUUUUUCUAAAGAAAAACAAGUAAACCAAGGACUUUUACAUGCGCCACCUUUUACUCAUAGAGCAAACUUUCUAGAAACACUUGUCAACACUUUUCAGCAGUUGGAAAAAAAAACACUGUAUUUUUUGAAUAAUUACGAAUGCCAUAUGUUGGUUCAGUUUUUGCCUAAAUGCCAAGUUAAAGUGAGAAGAACUCUAUAGUGAACCAUUUUUGCCAUGCGCCAAAUCAGCCUGUUAUUUGAAAUGUCUUACAGUAGGUGGCAGAGGCAUCGACCUAAUCGCAGUUCUUUAUUGAAGAUAAUGACACCGAGUAGUACCAAGUGUAUGAAAAGUAUACAGUAUGAAUCAUUAUCGUUCAGUAUACUCCUUAGCAGUUGUGGAAGUCUCUUUCUUUGUCCCACACUGCAUAUAAACAACAAUGUGAAACUAUUGACUCCAACUUUGCAGUCGUUUUCACUCUGACGUUUGUUCAAAUAACACCCAAGUUGAAUUCCUGGAGUCUACAAGUCUUCAUUUACCUGUUAGUGUAUUCAUUUUGCACGUAUUCUUUUCUGUCUGUAUUCUCAGUUUGAUUUGAUGUGCGUUUUUAGGGCGUUGAUGUCACGUUUUAUUAUCCUACCAGCUCUUGAGAAUAGCUGCUAUUGUUAAACAGUUUUCAUGUCACAAAUUAGCACAGCUGCUACAGUUGUGUCAUUCUGACUUUUCUGGACACAUGACCUGUCCUCUGAGUGUUCAUGUAAAACCUACAUUUUUUAGUGUGAAUUUCUAGAGACUGUAUUUACUGCCAUCUUUCAUAUUUGUGAAGACAGCAGCACCAUUUGUGUCAAACUAGAAUCAAAGUGGUUCAUUUCUUGUGAUUUUAGAAGUUUUAGCUAUUAUACACAACAACUAAUAUUUCUGUGUAAUAAAUGCCUUUUUGUGUGAAUGCUUACUUAAUAAAUAUCUUUCUAUUUACAUAUGAA
This is a messenger RNA of Xyrichtys novacula (pearly razorfish), 4992 nucleotides long. Lineage: Eukaryota; Metazoa; Chordata; Actinopteri; Labriformes; Labridae. The record is from the annotation of a GenBank genome assembly.